AUGUCAUAUUUCAGACACGACAGCGUUGGACAGUCUAUCCCAAGUAUGAGGAUGCUAUGUGACUCUUAUAUAGCUGUUGAUGUUCCGUUGUGCGACGAUAUCGGUUAUCAUCAAUCUUAUCAGGAUACUACUGAAAAUGAUCGCUCUGCGCACUGUACGUAUCCAUUAACGAAUUCACGACAACACGACCGAAAGCUGCUGAUGUUCCUUACGAUGGAUGUGGGAAGCUACGCUGAGGAGAGACUAAGACAAACAAUCAACUUUGAAGAAGCAAGCGAGUGCGUGGCAGCUAACUUGGACUUUUACGAGUGGAAGAUUUUAUUGGUUGCCGUGCAUAUGUAUGUUAUGGUUUUUCCUGCCUAUGCUAUCAUUCAAGUACUGAGAUGGAAAACAAUAGCGAGAUUGAAGAGCGACGUCAUGUCUGAAAAAACCAGGCGUAUGCAAUCGCAAUUACUAAAGGCAAUCACCUAUCAAUCAUGCUUGCCACUUUUCCUAGCUACAGGGAUGAUUUCUUGGAUGGUUGGAAAUGCUGUAUCACCCAAUUUUCCGCUGUUACAGUUUAUGUACAAUACUGUGGGUCUUGCUCCUAUCCUGAGUCCGCUAUUAUCUCUCUAUUAUAUCAAACCAUACCGAGAUUGGCUAAGUCAGAAGAUGCCAUGUGAAUCCCGUACUCACUCGUCCACCAAAGAUGUCACCAAACAACAACAACUCUCUAGUGUUGUUUCGUGA
Messenger RNA from Cylicocyclus nassatus, 729 nucleotides. Lineage: Eukaryota; Metazoa; Nematoda; Chromadorea; Rhabditida; Strongylidae. The record is from the annotation of a GenBank genome assembly.